This is a messenger RNA of Exophiala bonariae, 864 nucleotides long. RefSeq lists its product as uncharacterized. The coding region runs from base 1 to 864 and encodes 287 amino acids. Lineage: Eukaryota; Fungi; Ascomycota; Eurotiomycetes; Chaetothyriales; Herpotrichiellaceae. The transcript is spliced from 2 exons. The record is from RefSeq and is a predicted model, not a curated record.
AUGCCUUACAACGGGACUUCAAAAUCAUUCCUUCUUCUCCUCGUUCUGAACUUGGCUCUUUUUGUUUUCGGUCAAGGAGGCACCCAAUUCAUUACAGGAGUAUGCACAAGUGACGCAGAUUGCGCUUCGGGCUGCUGUGGCUUCAACACCGGCAAAUGUGCCGGGCCUGUCAUCGCGCAGGAGCGUGAUGGCGGUUGUGGAUUCGGCGAUGGUACACCAAAUGAUCGCGCUGCCCAAGCAUUCCGCAACGGUCAAGCAACCACACCCGCCACCAAUACUCCUCCAGCCAACAAUGGUAAUGCCAACACAGGAAAUACCGGCAACACCGGCAGCUCCGGCAGCACUGGUACAGGAACCCAAUUCAUCACGGGAGUCUGCACAAGUGAUGCAGAUUGUGCCUCUGGUUGCUGUGGUUUCAACACUGGAAAGUGUGCUGGUGCUAUCGUGGCUCAAGAACGGGAUGGAGGUUGUGGGUUUGGCGAUGGCACCCCCAAUGACCGUGCCGCUCAAGCUCUCCGUGGCGGUCAGGCUACAACUCCCGCCAGCUCUGCUCCUCCUGCUACUGGCAAUACCGGCAACACAGGUAGCACUGGAGGCACGGGUGGCGCAACCAACAUCAACCAAAGUGCUCCUGGAGCUCAAAAUGUUGGCAAAGGCAACGCAGCACAGUUUAUUACCGGUCAGUGUCUAAGCGACGCCGAUUGUGCAUCUGGAUGCUGUGGCUUCAACACUGGAAAGUGUGCAGGCGCGAUCAUUGCCCAGACUCGAGAUGGAGGAUGUGGCUUCGGAAAUGCUACACCCAACGACAACGCGGCCAAGGCUUUGAGAGGAGCUGGAAAGCGUGAUGUUGAGUUUACGGCAUAG